AUGGGGUUAGCAUCGAGGAGUUGCGUUAACGCGGAGUGUGGAGCGACGGCGGCGGGGGAGUGGGGGAAAGGAUGGGCGCUGAGAUCGGGUGGAUUCGCUAACCUUUGCGGCAACUGCGGGUAAUAUGGGGGAAUUGCCAAGUCAAUUGUACAUGCUACAUCUGGUCGGUUUCCGAGUUUCCCGUGCGAGCAGUAUCUUCGCGUAUUUCUCUCCGUUUUCUCGGUGGGCAAAUUCCCUGGUGGUUUUCUUUAGCUCGUGAUCCCGCUUUUUUUUUUCCACCCUUCAUCUGUGGCCGCUCAUUUGUAGCGGACGACGGACAUUACUCGUCUUAAGAUAUUUUCCCGAUGCCAUUACGGCUUUCAAGGCUAUUUUCACGGUGGCUUGAUUAGAUUUUUUUUUUCUGGAGCAUGGAUUUUCCCCUUCCGGUAUUAUAAUUUUUGGCCAUUAAAGUACAUUUCACUCGUUCCUCUUUCGCUUUUCUAUACCUGGGCAUAUGCCAUGGUACAUUUCCAUGCCAUGUCGUUCAUCUUACAUUUUGGGAAAGUUCAUAUUCGCGAGGAGUCCUUCGUUGAGGACAUAUUUUAUGUUUUUAGUUUCUGAUCGGGCUUCUUGUCCCCAGGGGUUUGAAGUUUUCUGCGAUACAUGUUAUUAGAUCUUCUGCCAUUAGGUUAAUGACAUCUGGUGUACGCACGGCUUUAUGCUUACAUGAAUCAGUUCGACAUGAUGCCUUCGUCCACAAGCUGGAUUAGAAUUUUGUGAAGAAAAUUUGGUGUUAAUUAUACUUUCAGAGUUGUAUCAACUUUUACGGAUUUCUAGCAAAUGCUGAAUUCAUUUAGGCAUAGUUUAGGAGAAACGAGGAAGAUCAAGUGUCUCCUAUGUCAAAAUCCUCCUGGGUGGGCUUCUAUUUUGCAAAAAAGAGUCAUCUGUUGAAAGACCGACCCUCAACAGGAAUGACCUUUUGGUGCUUUGUCGUAAUGGCACUACAAAGCAUUAAUGAACUUUUAAGUGAUUCUCUGGUUGUGAGGAAUGGAUGCAUGUUCAUUGAUAAAGAAUUUCCUUUCCACUAUUUUUUCAUGGCUCAUUUGUGCCGCUGCAUAAUACAGUGGAGUCCGUGAUUGGGCAGAAAUGUGAGAAAAUAAUAAAAAUAACGAACAUAUGCAAUCUUAAAAUGAAGUAGCUUUGCGAAAUACUUUGAAAAAUUCAUCUGGCAAAAGAUAAAGAGAGAUCCUUGUGAAUAAAACCACGCUGAUGAUUAAGCUAUAACUAUAUUUAUACUCUUCCCUCUCGAGCAAUAAGUUUUCUCUCGUCAAAAUUUAUUCUAUGAAUGGGGUUGCCUGCCUUGGGAACGGUAUGCACAAUCACAGACAUUUGAACUUUUUUUCUGACCUGUUGUCAGCCCCCCAUCUGCCUCCAUUUGUUAAGCCGAGUAAGCAUCUGUUGGAGCAGUCUCUCUAUCAUCAGCUCUUGACCUUAAGUUUUCUUUUUAUUCCAUUUCUUCCCACAUUUCUGAUUGAUUAAGGAUUUAUGUUUUCAACCAACUGUAUUCUAGACUCCAAAGAGUGGUAUUACCAUUAGAGAUACAGGAUAAUUCAAUAUGUAUGUAUUGAAAAUAUAAAUAUUCUUCUGAAGAAAGGUUUAAAAAACAUCUGCAUAUCACUAGAAGUUGCAUAAACACGCAAACUAGUAGUUGCAUAAUGAUGCGCGCUAUCAUGAACCUGUAACUCUUUUCUUGAGGUGUAUUGCCCUUGAUGUUCUUGGAAAGGCCAUUAUUAGAUUGGGCCAUGGUAAUAAUAUGAUAGGUAAUUUUUUUUAGUAUUUUUUAUUAAGAGAAAUUGUUUCCAACUGGUUCAGGCAUUGAUUCGUAUUUAUACGUCUUAUAACUAAAUACAGCGUUCCUAACCCCUACCCAUAAAUUUGUCUUCAAUAAUCAUCAGACACUACUCUCAGCUUGGUUUGUUAAUUGAUGGUGAUGUUUGAGGUAUUUUAGGUAAUUCCAGUUUCUAAGACCUUAACACUGGGCUUUAAUGUGGGAAUGUUAUCGAAAAUGAAUAAAAUAUCACGAAGUUAAAAGAGAAAUGGAUAAAUUUACGUGAUACAGUUAUUUCCGUGUUUAUAGUUGGUGAAUGAAGUGUCAGAUUAAUUUUCAAAUCUUUUAGUGAGGUCUAAAUUUUCAGUGGCCUGUUUUGCCAUUAUGCUGCAAUAAAUGUGGCACUAGAUUAUAAAUAUGAGCCUUGUACUUAAGCUCUGUGUUUAUUUUUAACUACAAUAACAAAUAAAUGUGUAUUCAGGCUCUCUUCGUCUUUUUCUUUCUCAUUAUCAUCAAAAUUGGCUGAAUAAAGCAUCUCCUUUUGUUUUUGCAUCAUCAAAAAACUAAGUAGAUUCCAUGUUGGCGAGCUGCUUAUUGGAUUAUUCUAUUGACAUGUAAUUUGGUAAAUGAUAGGAUGGCAUAUGAAAAAUUCAUUUUCUGUGACUUGUUUCAUGGUAAGGAAUCUGGUUGGAGGGAAUGCAGUUCUUGUGGCAAGGUAAUCUGAUUGUUACAUAUUUCCGUGCAUCAUAUUUUUUUUGUCUAUUUAAUACAGAUUAAAAUGAUUAAUCUGCAGCGUCUUCAUUGUGGGUGUGUCGCCUCAAGAUCUCUUAUUGUGCUACUUGACAACGGGGGAGUACAGUGCGUUAAUUGUGCAAAAAAUUCAGAUCUUAAUUCAGUAAGAUUUUCAUGCAUGUAGCCAGAUACUCUCAUUCAAUGUACGCUUAUAGCAUAAUAAUCUGUGUUCCCAAUGGUUCCGUUGAGAAAUUUAAAGAGUAAACUCGAUCAAAAUUAUUGAACUCAUCCAGAAAAGUAAAUAAAUGAUAAAAUAAUUUUGAAUACGUUUUUUAUGAUCAUUCGGUAUUGUUUUUCUUUUUGAAGAGAAUCUUGAUUAGCUGAACUCUUUGUAUACAAUGAUGCCUCUAUUCCUUAUUUUUUAAAGAGCUACCAUAAAAAACUUCGCUGCCCUGUGCUGAAGUUAUUAUUUGUUUUGACAAGUUUCUCCUUGUUCGUAUUUGAACGCAUUUGAUCAUUCUUUGAUCCGCAAAAGCUAUAAUGGGUGACGUAAUUUUUCUAGAAAUUUUGUAUAACAAGUCGGAAUCGAUUUAAAGGAAAAGGGGCCGGUGAAAGUUUGAGCGGAUGAUCCAUUACAAAUGAUUUUCAAGGUUGACUCUAUUUAAAACAGAUAAAACAAUACCCAUGAAGUUUACUUCCUCUGGUAAAUUGAUUUGGUCUGCAUUUCAAUGGAAAUCAAGAAUUUUGCCCAUUUUUUAUGAUAAAUAAUGCAAAAGUCCAUGGGAUAAAUGUGAAAAAUGGAGCAUUCAGAUUAUCCAUUAUUUAAUUCCGAAUAGUGAAAUUAUUGGUCUAAAUUUGAUCUAAAAUUUAAUGGAUGAAAGACAUUUAUUGUCUUGUUUGUCAUGUAAACUUUUUGGCGCCACUCCUCUUUUCUCUGUGGCUGAUGUACGUGACAAAAGUUGGAAUAAUUUCUUCAUACUGUUAUUGUGGAUUAAAUAUUUGGAGUUAAAACCUAUCUAGUCUUUCCCAAUGCCUACAUCCCUUUUUGAGACACCUUUUUCUACAUUUUAUAACAACUUUAUGCUAAAUGUGUAUUGUGUUAUGCUAACUCCUUAACUGAUCUGCUAUAAGCACGGAUUCAUGUGCUAGCAGUGAUGCAUGUAUACUCUGUGUUUAUUUAGUCUAAACAUAUUUUUUCCGCAAAGUAAAUAAUAUUUAAUAAUAGUUGUCAACUACUUUUGGUAUUGCCUUCUUCUUAUUAUUGGUGAUUUUAGUGAUCACUUCUGUUUUUUGUUACAACCUUUUCAACUGGACACGAUUUUUGUUAUUGAGUGCAGUAAUGGGAGUAAUGCAACUAAAAGGGGAUGAGUAAUAUCGACCUUUGCAAUAAGUUUCUCAAACCUGUUUAGGAAUGCUAAAAAAUGAAUCAGUUCCCGAAGAAGGUUUGCCAAAUCUUGAAAAGAAUUUCAUCACAUUGGAAGAGAUUGAGCUUCAACUUGCAGUUGAGAGGAGACUUCAAUACGGGAGGCUUUAGGGCUUGAGUGUUGUUACAUUUCUUACGGCAGAAUGGCUCAUAUGCAACCCAUAAAGGUUGGGCGUUGUGGUUAAGAAAUGUUUAUUGCAGCUCCAAAAGGAGUUUAACAAAAACAGUUAAGAAAUGUCUGCGUUUGUGCCAACAAACUUUUUCUUCUUUUCAAUUUGUUGGUACGUGAAUGACUGUGUGUUUCUGUUCCUAUCUUUGGCAGAAGAUGUUGAAAAGUAAGCUAGCACUUUCUUCAAACGUUUAUCACUACGUACAAGCAUUCUAUCACUGUAUUACAUAUUUAACAAGAGAGUUAUAUUCAAACUUGAUAGUUAUAGAAGUUAAUCAAAUAUACUUUGCUACAUCAAAAUCCUCUCUGGAGAGUUGACGUUGCAUAUAUCUCAAAUUUUGUUACACCAUCAUGCACUUACAUUGCCUUGACAACUAGUCAUCUUCCUGUAGUCUUUGGGAUCUAUCUUCCCAUCAUUCGGUCAUGUUAAUGCCUAUAGUUUUUAUUGACAUACUUGCUUCUAGUAUUUGAUAUUUUUUUUAAUUGUCUGGUUAUAUGGAUCCAGGUCCAGGGUGAGUUCUUCCAGGAUUCAUUGCUGCAGCUUCCUGACAAAGGCCUGGCCCUAUGUGGAAGAGCCUCAAGAGAUGAUAAGUCAAAUGGUUUUGUUGCAUCAACUCCAGGUAACUCCUUUGAUCAUUAUUUGCGUUUAUUUUCUUCAAUUACACUGAUAAUGAGUUUAUAGACUCUGUAUGAUUCAUGCAGGGAGAAGUAUUGAUUGUAAAGGGCAGAGCAGUAUGCUUCUUGUUCACAGAGAUAAUCUAAAUGGAUCUUAUAAGCACAUAAAACGAGAAGAAGUCAUGCUUUCUGUUGGUGACUUAGGAAUAACAAGCUUCCCAGAUAUAAACCAAGUAGGCAAUUCUUCUUCACAGACUUGGAGAAGAGAUGACAGAAAAUAUGUUGUGACAGACAAAAGAAGUUUCAAUCCAACGAACCCUGGCUGCUUGGGUAUCAGUUUAGGGACAUCUUCAAACCCAGCUCACAUGGCAGAUGCCUGUGAUUACGGAGGAAAUUCACAUCUUUCUCUUCCUAUGUCCAACUUGGGAGCUGAAGGAAGAGAACAGACUAGAUCUCAGUCUGCAUUGCAACAAGUGCAGAAAGGUCAACAAGUUCAUCCUAAGCCCCUGAAGUCAAGUCUUCUAUUUGGUUCGGAAACAUCAAAGGAGUCUAUCUCAAAUAUGCGUGUUGCAAGGCCACCUGGUGAAGGAAGAGGCCGAAAUCAUUUGCUUCCUCGUUAUUGGCCAAGAAUCACUGAUCAAGAGCUAAAACAAAUAUCUGGAGGGUAUCCAAAUCAAUUAAAUCUUGCUUAUUUGGAUCUUUUAUGUUUCGAUUUCACAUUGUUAAUUUCUCUAAAUCUUAUUAGCCUCAUGAAUUAAUAGGACGUGAUUCCUUAAUCAUGCUAACUUAAAGCUCAAACUCGACUAUUGUGCCAUUGUUUGAGAAGGUUUUAAGCGCCAGCGAUGCAGGUCGUAUUGGUCGUUUGGUUCUUCCUAAAGCUUGUGCGGAGGUAUGGACCCUACUAGAUGAGUGAUCUUAUUGUGUUUUUUUUUCCCUUCUCAUCCACAGUGCUUGAUGUUGACCUGGGAUUUUAAUUCUAAUGACCCACUCUUUCACCUGAAACUCUUUCCAUUGAAGGCUUUGCUAUUUCUUCUGGACAUUAUGCAGGCAUAUUUUCCUCCAAUAUCGCAACCAGAAGGCCUUCCUUUAAGGAUUCAGGAUUCAAAAGGAAAAGAUUGGAUUUUCCAGUUCAGAUUUUGGCCAAAUAACAACAGCAGAAUGUAUGUCUUGGAAGGCGUAACUCCAUGCAUACAGUCAAUGCAAUUACAAGCUGGUGACACAGGUAUUCCAUGGAUGACAAGCGUAUUUAUUAAUUAUACGCUUCUUCAUUUUAUUAUUGUGUACUAAAAAUGAAUUAGUUGUCUUAUGGGAAGUUUCUGUGGUGACUUUGAGGUGAAUUUUUUGUGUUCAUCGACCUUAGAAAUAUCCAUGGGGUGUAAAAGGGUUAAGGAAUUUUAAGAAUACCUGAAGGCCAGUUAUUGUUAAUUGUUUCUCAAAACUAACAGAAAAUUGCCACAAAAUAUCUGUCACCUUUUGCGGCGACAUUACAAUAGCACAGCUGAAGUGUGAUUAUAUAAUUUUGUAAUUCCCGAAGAAAAAGUGAUGUGGUCAUUCCAUUUUAAAUGGAAUACACGUAAAUGGAUAUUAUUCUGUUUUCACGUUUCCUUAUUAAAGGUAGAUUGCUGUAAUCUUGUAGCCAUGGCUGGCUAUCUGAUUGGUUUUCCGUUUAUUACGUUGAUAGAAGUAAACAAAGAGACUUUAUGCCAUACUUUUUCAUGAUCUGGAGUCUGGGUGAAGUUUUUGAGGUUGUUGCCAGCAUUGAUCCGAUGAUGAUCUAGACGGGGAUGACUAGCAAAGUCCGGCAAUAAAGUUGCGCUUGAAUAUUCAUUGGAAACAGCAAUAAGGAUGGUAAUGUCCAACGGCCUGUCCCUGUUAAAAUCACAAAGAAACAAGCAUCAGCGAUUUUAUAUUGGAACCUUACUCCGACUUGGGAUCGUUUGUUAGUUUGUGGCUAGAGUACAAACUGUGUGACAGCAUGCUUUUGCUGCAAGAGGUCUAAGUUAGGGCAAAAUAUAUCAUAUCAAGAUGUCAAGUCAUUAUCCUGAGCUUUGUCCUGUCAAGGUUAUUUGCGGAAGGUGUUCCUCCUAAUUCUCAGCAAUUUUAAUUGUCUUUCUAUUUAAAUUCUUUUAAUUCGUCAACCAUAAACACAUAACAAGAUAAAAUUUGCAUGAGACAAUGUGCCAGAUUCUGGCUCAUAAAAGUUUUUCAUUGAAGUCAUAAAAUUGUUGACUUAUAAUUGCUGCGACUUACAUUGGCUGAAAAAUGAUUGGAUGGUCAAAUUUAGACUGAAACACUGAAUCGUAAAUUUCAUCACAUCAGGUCAUGAAUAAUAUCUCUAUUAAUCUGUAUUUGAUUUUUGCGACAAAUCCUUAGUGGUGGUGAAGGCCAUGUUUUACAAUGUUAUAGAUAUGAAGUAUUGUGUAUGCAUUGAUUCAUAUGUUCAGUUACCUUGUAUGAUGUCAACCUGUCACUAUACUUUAUUUAUUCACAUUGGUUAUUUAUCAAAUCAAUCUUGAUCUUUACACCCUAAGGCUUUGUUAUCCUGAAUAGAUUAAGCUUUCUAUAUGUACUUCUGAUGGCUGGUAAACUUAAUUGACAUUAACUAUGAUAUUAGCUUGUCUGUGUUGGACAUUUCUAGGCGUCGUGUGACAUGUUCUUAAUAUUUGACGAUUUAUAUGCAGUUUUGUGAAAAAAAAAUGCAUAUGGCCAUCUCUACAGUUUUUGGCCAUCCAGCGUAUUAUAACUUGAAAUCUUGAUAAGAUGCUAAGAAUUUUUUGUAUUAUAAUGUCUUUGUCGUGAACUUGUGAUUUGUGCUGUCUGGUCCAUUUUCAUGUACUUUGGGCUUUUGUUUCAGUGACUUUUAGCCGCAUAGAUCCAGAAGGAAAACUUGUAAUGGGAUUUCGGAAGGCCAUAAACUCCGUUCCUUUACAGGUAGGAUGAAUUUCUUCAGAAGUCAUUGUGAAUGAGUGCAUGAAGUGUUCUCUAAUGAGGUCAUUUUUUAUGAACCACAUUAGAUUAAUACCACCCGCCGUCCUUUUCUGUGCCAUCUCUCCAUUUGAUCUCUGAGCUGAACAUUUUAAGUAACUGAUUUCCUUACUCAAGCAGGAUUCACAAAUUUCAGCCAUCGCUAAUGGCAAUGAAAGUUUCCUUUCGGGAGUUAUCGAGAGCCUACCAAUUGUAAGUUGUUACUCUGGCCUUCUUCAAUCACUGGAGGCGACCGCAUGUCCCCAAUCAAGUGGGUUGCCUGCGCAUCGAAUUCUGGCAGAUGGGGUUAGUAUCUGCCUUGUUUCAGAUAACCUUGCAAGCAGGCUAAUUCAGGGAUUACCGUUGCAGCCACUGCUAGUACCCGAGAAGAAAAGAAGCCGCAAUAUCAGUUCCAAGAGCAAGAGAUUGCAUAUUGACAGUGAAGAUGCUCUUGAAUUGAAGCUUACGUGGGAAGACGCACAGGAUUUACUGCGUGCACCUCCUAAUGCUAUACCCAGUAUUGUUGUGAUUGAGGAUCACGAAUUUGAAGAAUACGAAGUAAGUACGACAUCUGGAUACCGUUAGAGAAGGUUUCCUUUCUUUUUGUAAGUUGUGAUUUUGAUUAUUUACUGUUAUUCUGUUUGUUUCAUACUUAGUAAAUAAAUUUAGAAAGCAAGAAAAACAAAGGAUAAACGAAUGCCUCUCUUCAUUUUUCCUUUUGAUUCCUUAUUAAACUUGCAACUCCAUCAGUUUUCCACUCAAAUAUGGCAGUCUCCAACAUAGAUGGUGAGCUGAGACAGGCAACGGCAUGCUUAAUGGCUCAGUCUGAUUCACCUCAAGAAGGGUAAAAUGGAAACUCCCCACUGCUGUUGCUGCCUCUUGGAGACUCUUGGCUGCAACUGCCUUCCUCCCCACUCAUUGUGUGGUACGGAAAAAACUGUUGGGAGAUGACCGUUGGAGUUUGAAUGAAACUAUGAUUGUUGGAAUGGAUUAGCUGAAUUGGGUAAGGUUUGGUCCAUGGGUCUAGGCUUGGGCUGAUUGAUCAAGAUUCCAAUGUACGUUUUUAGCUUUGGCUGCCUUUGAUGUUUUCUGUGAGAGUCACGAUAAGGAAUGGGAUCUGGAUUUGUGCAGUAACCAUCUUUCCACCAAAAAUCUAAAAUUAUGAUCCCUUGCAUUUUUCCAGUAAUUACAACAAAAACCCUGCUCUACGUUUGCCAGGCUUCAAUAAAUCUGCUCUCAAGCUCUGGAAAAACGGGCAAACUUUGGGUCUAGAAUCUAUUGCAGAAUUCGUACAACAAGGAUCUAGUUCUGUAAUUGUCCAGGUCUGUUCUAUUAGACCUGUCUUUCAAAAGAUCACAGAUGUGUAGGUGCUUUUGUUUUAAUGUUAAGCUUUCGGGAGUCAGUUUGGGUUGAAGGCUCAGGCGCGUUUUGGCUACUUUAAAUUUCACAGAGCUUAUAACUCUGCUGGUCAAUGGCUCAGACCUUAGAAAAAUAAUUCUCAGUCUGAUGAGCGGUGAUAAAACCUGGUUCGUAUUUUUUUUGGUUGUGGUUGCUCAAGUAGCGCCAUUAUGUAUAGAAGAACGCAGGAUCCAAAAAAUAGAUUAGCAAUAAGGCAAAACCUAAUAAAAACAGCAAAAGAAUAUGUUAUCAUCUAACGGGUAGGUGGAUAAUAGAAUAAAUUUUUUAUCCUAUCAUUGAUUGUGUUCAGCAGGUCUGUUGAUGCUUUUCUCCUACUUCUAUUACUCCCAAUAUCCUGGAAAUGCAUGCCUAAAGGUGUCAUGUGUGCACGUGAACUUUCUUGACAAUUUAACUUCUUGCAGAUGCGUGCAAAAAUCAUUCUCUGGAUUGAUUGCGUUUGAAAAUGGGAACCACUUAUGUACCUUAAAUAGUGGUUCUAAGUUCAUUUCUUAUGCAGUAUCUAUUAGUUUACAUCACAAUAUGGAAUGGAUGUUGGCGGCUGAUUCAUAUAUGUAUUGAUGCACAGGAACCUCCAGUUUUAGGGAAGAAGACAAUUUUCACCAUACGGGCAUCUGGGUAUGCUUCUAUAUCACGUUGAAGGUCAUUGGGUGCAUCAACAUUUAUAUGGGCAAAUCAUAGUGCCAAGCCACAUGUGGUCAAUUAAUUUCCUUCAUAGUAUGUUUGACGUUAUCCAAACUUGCGUCUCUCUGUUCGCAUGUAUUCGUAUACGUAGGUAAACUGGAUAGCUGCAAUUUUUUUCCUACAUUACGAAUUAGUCUCGGAUAGGAUCUAGUAACGUUUGUCCUUGUUGGGAUUGGAGUGGUGGAUGGUAGAUUGAGGUCCGAGCUCAACUAUGAAUCAACCUGUAAUUGUUGUGCGCGAAGAUCUUUUGUAUGACAGCACAAACAAAAUCUUCUGCAUAUUUAUCUAAUUUUGGAUAACACUGAUGAUGGUUUUUCAGAGGCAAUGAUCAAUGGGUUCAAUGUGACCAUUGCCACAAAUGGCGCAGACUACCUGCAGAUGCUAUUGUUCUCUCAAAGUGGGUAUGCACAGAUAACGCAUGGGACCCCAAAAGGUUAGUCCUAUUGACGUACCAUAAAGCUGUUAACCUAGUUUUAGUGUUCUUUUUAUGAAAACGGCAUAUUCAUUCAAUAUUUACUCUAUGAAAAAUCUGAUUAAAAGAGCUGAUGUUGAUAGCUGAGAACAUUUUUAAUGAAAAAUACUUGACUUGAUUCCCUAUCGGUUUAAGGAAAUAGGUUUGAUUAUAUUAUGGUCAGAGCAACCUCUUGAACUAAGAAAAAGGGUAGAAGAAAGACUCAUUGUUGAUGAUUUGAUUAUACAAUAUUUGGAGAUAAUAGAUGAGUCAGAUCUAUGAAGAUUCACUAAAAACUUUGGUCGAUUAGUCCGCAAUCUGAGUGUCAGUCCAUGUCAGACGCUCUCAGCCAACACCUUUCUCGUGUUUCAUAACUUUUUAGAACUUUAAUCACCUCAUGUUAGAUGUUCUAACUUAACGGCACGAGGGGUUGCACAGCAAAUGAUUUUUUUAUUCGUAGCAUCACUUAGAAGCCCAUUCUGUGUUAUAUAUUGCAUUUUGAUGAAAUAUUAUCUGGAGGAAAUAUUGGUGUGUUCAAGGGGAGGGUAUAUAUAUAUAUGUAGAGAGAGAGAGAGAGAGAGAGAGAGAGAGAGAGAGGGAGCCUUCUGAAAUCGCCUCGUUCCCCGGUUAGAAAAGGUCCAGAUUCACCUGGCCCAUUAAAAGGUUCGGUUUUUCGCCAUUUCUUGAUAAAUAUUUUAUCUGGCGAUAAUCACUGCUAUUUUAUGUGAAUAUUUAAUCAAUAAUAAUUCGCGUGGUGACUAUCAACGAGCUGACCAUGCUCUCUGUCUCUGUCUCUGUCUCUGUCUCUCUCUACAUUGCAGAUCGUCCUGCUCUGCUCCUGAUGAGAUGGGCGAAAAGGAAAUCCAAAAUCUUCUUCAGCUGAAUGCAGGUAUGAAUACUUGUUCUCAGAGUCUGUUUUAGUACCCUUUCCAAGAUUGAUUUGAAAGCUGGGCCCCGACAUGAAUAAACACCAUCUCAUCACGAAUAAUCAUCCCUACGCUAUUUCCUGAAUAUCUCAUUACCGUUUUGUUUUCUGCUCUCUCUCUCUCUCUCUCCCCUCUGUCACAUGUUAAUUUUUGUCGUCGGGAGAUCUUCAGAGCUGAAGAAGCGUAAGCUAUCUACUGGCUACACCCAGCCGGCGGAGGAGCCCGCCGGCCUUGAGGCUCUGGCCACCUUGGCGGUCCUGGGGAACGAAGCGACCCAGGCGGCGCUGUCGGUCGCCACCGCCACCACCAAGCACCCCCGCCACCGGCCGGGCUGCAGCUGCAUCGUCUGCAUCCAGCCGCCGAGCGGCAAGGGCCCCAAGCAUAAGCCCACCUGCACCUGCAAUGUCUGCAUGACCGUGAGGCGCCGGUUCAAGACCCUCAUGAUGCGGAAGAAGAAGCGCCAGUCCGAGCAGGAGGCCGGGGCCCACAAGAAGCUCCUCUCCGACAAGGAUGACGCAGAAUUGGGGAGCUCCUCAAAGGCCGGCGGGCUGCCCUCAGGCACAGAUCCGUUGGAGGCUUCAGAGUCUAGAUACAAUCCGGUUGCCGCCGAUAUGGGCACCGGCCAGAUCGAUCUGAAUUGCCGCCCAGAGAGGGGCGACGGCGGCGGCGACAGUGGAGGAGGCGGCAGAGCUGGGCAGACACACAUGAGCAUGAUGACCCUCCUUAAGGUGGCCAAUCUCCCCCUGGAGAUGUACCUGAAGCAGAACGGCCUCACCAGCCUCGUCAGCGAGCAGCCAGCGAGCUCAAGCUCUCACGCCGCAGUGCCAUGGGCAGUGGCAGAGAGCGAGGAGGGGACGGCGGAGGGCGGCCACCAGGCUACCACCACCGGGGAGGACUGCACCAUGGCCGACGAAGGGGACUCUGCCUUGGGGCCCCUCGCCUGA
Spirodela intermedia is the source of this 12131-nucleotide messenger RNA. The record is from the annotation of a GenBank genome assembly. Lineage: Eukaryota; Viridiplantae; Streptophyta; Magnoliopsida; Alismatales; Araceae.